CCUGUUUUUUUUUUCUUCCGUUCAUUUCUCUGCAGCACUUUAGACGAUGAAGGGACAAACCUCCGACAGCAGAAACUGGACAGACAGCGAGCCCUCCUUGAACAGAAGCAGAAGAAGAAAAGGCAGGAGCCUCUAAUGGUCCAGUCCAACUUGGACGGGAGGUCCCGCGCUCGUCGGACCAAACAGAGCGAAGAGCAGGCCCCGCUGGUCGAAUCGUACCUCAGCAGCAACAGCAGCACCAUCUACCAUGUGCAAGAUCCUGAACGGGAGGAGGUGAAGGUGAUUUCGGACGCUCAGCUGCCUCGCUCAGCCAAAAAGGGCAAAGCAUCGGCCAGCUCCACUCCGCAGACCGGCAGUGAGAAGAAGGAGAGGAAGGGCAAACAUAAAGCGAUCAACAGCCCGGCUGCCCAGCAGGACGACAGUCAGAUCCAGAUCCUGACGGUGGGCCAUUCUGCUGCAGAGGAAGGCGAGGCAGAGCCGGUCAUGAGCUGCACGCAGUCACAGAGUAAGCAGGACCUUCGUGUCACCAUGCUGAAGAAAGGUAUUUCCAGCAGUAUGAAUUUUGAUGAAGAAGAGGACGAUGACGAUGAAAUUAGCUCAAGCUCGUCACAGCUCAACAGCAACACAAGACCAGGCUCUGCCACCAGCAAAAAGUCAUGCAAGGAGGUGGCCUCAGCACCCACUCCGCCAACAAAUGAACCUGCCAUCGAUGUCGAGGAUCUGGAGGAGUUUUCUCUGCGACCCGCACCACAGGGUGUCAGAGUAAAAUGCAGAAUCACCAGGGACAAGAAAGGCAUGGACAGGGGAAUGUAUCCUACCUACUAUCUUCACCUGGAGAGGGAGGAUGGCAAGAAGGUAUUCCUGUUAGCUGGAAGGAAAAGAAAAAAGAGUAAAACUUCCAAUUACCUCAUCUCCAUAGAUCCCACUGAUCUGUCUCGUGGUGGGGAGAGCUUCAUUGGAAAACUGAGGUCAAACCUCAUGGGAACCAAGUUUACUGUUUAUGACAAUGGUCUGAACCCCAUGAAGAGCACCACCAGCCUCGAAGCCAGCAAUCUUCGCCAAGAACUAGCUGCCAUUUGCUAUGAAACCAAUGUUUUAGGAUUCAAAGGGCCUCGCAAAAUGAGCGUCAUCAUUCCAGGAAUGAACAUGGACCAUGAGAGGGUGUCCAUCCGGCCGCGUAACGAGCAUGAGUCACUGUUGGCCAGGUGGCAGAACAAGAACACAGAGAGUGUGAUUGAGCUUCACAACAAAACACCUGUGUGGAACGACGACACUCAGUCCUACGUUCUCAACUUCCACGGCAGAGUCACGCAGGCUUCUGUUAAAAACUUUCAAAUCAUUCAUGACAAUGACCCUGACUACAUUGUGAUGCAGUUCGGCCGUGUGGCGGAGGACGUCUUCACAAUGGACUAUAACUACCCAAUGUGUGCGCUGCAAGCCUUUGCCAUUGCCCUCUCCAGCUUUGACAGUAAACUUGCCUGUGAAUAAACUCAAAUCUGAGGUUCAAAGAAGAGCUGAUCUGUCUGUCCUUAAGGGCUGCUUGUGUAUCCCUCGGGUUGGUUUGACAUCUUUAAAUCACCCAAUGCCCUGGAACUCCUGCAUACUGCGAAAUACAUUGCGGGCUUCAAGUCCUCGGUGUCUAUGUGUGCCUGCGGUCGAAAAGGGGUAAAUGGUUAUGAUCUGUGGAAGAAAACAAGCACAAAAAGUAAUCCACUGGUAAAAUCAAAGGAAUUGGUCUUGACUUAUAUUGUAAUUUUGCAUACUGCAACUGCAUUAUAAAAACCUGCACUGUUUCUUUACGUAGUAGCUUUAGAAGUUUAACAUUUCCUUACUUGUACAUUUUAACUAACAGGCACACAAAGAGUGUGUUUGAGCAACUCCGUAUAUUUUCUUUCUGUAGUCUACAGCACAGUCUCACAUGUCCUUGUGCAUGAAUUCAAAGAUAACAUGCUGAUCAGAGUAUUUUGUUAUUUCCAUAUUUCAUCGCAUGGUCAUUUUAUUUUCUGCAGUCAUUUGUAACAACUUCAUCAGUAUUGGCUGUUUUGGUGCCAAUACAAAAAAAAAAAAAAAAAUCACUUACUUCCAAAAGAAUCAAUUAGAGACUCCAACUUGAAAAGGGUAAAGGUAUGUUACACAGUGCCGUCUACCACUUAUUGUGUCACACUGUUCAAUGUGAAUGUACAGGAUGAUGGUGCACUUUACUUUGAAUUACGUGAUAGAAAGAUAUAUUGCUGUACAUACUUUAUUGUGCCUUUGAAGAUGAAAUCCAGUUUUAAAGUUUGGCCACAAAAUGACUUGAACUUGAAUUAAUCUUUGUGUUUCUUGCCAUCCUCGCGUUCACCGAAGGUAUUUCUCUAAACUUCAGUGUAUCUCAGAUAUAUGUUCAGUAUGGAUGAAUAGCAUUUGGCUACAGAAGAUUCAAGAUAGUUCAUUCCAAAGUUUCAGUCCGUCUGUAGGUAAAUUAUAAUUAGCUUCAGAAAUUCACUCUGCUCAUUUCCUUCAAAAUUCAUUAACACAGCAUGACCUACUGCCAACAAACAAAGAGAGUGAAUCCACCUUUUGUUUGAACUCAUAUCUUUCUCUUGACAUUUUCAUGAACUUUAUGCUCCAUUAAAGAGUUUAAUACAUUCCUCAUCUAACUGGCAGUAAAUCAAUACAUCACACACUGCUCACAUUUUUACUUGAAAUAUUUGUCCUCCUGCUUCUUCUAGGGCAGAGUCUCUUUUUGUCACAUGUAAAGUAGUAGAUUUUCUAUUUUACAACCAUUGAAAAAAAUAUAUGCUGAACGACAGCAAAGAACAAUCGCUGAUACCGCUAUUGUUACUGUGGGUUCUGAGAAGAUCUUUAACAAAUGUGCUAUUCUUGUACUCAGUUGUGUUCUAUUUGAAAUUUCUAUUUCCAAAUGGUUGAUACUCUUGCUGUAUAGUCUGCUUUUCUCACAUGUGUCCAGGACCCAGAGGUUCUGUCAUUUUCCGGUUUCAGUGCUCUCGUCAUUAUGUACAGUAAAUGGUGUACAAUUUUACUCUGAUGGUAUAAACAAAGUCCUUUGAUCAUGAGAAAAAUAAACUUACAAUCUGUCAAAUGAAA
Molecule: messenger RNA, 3087 nt
Organism: Poecilia latipinna (sailfin molly)
Lineage: Eukaryota; Metazoa; Chordata; Actinopteri; Cyprinodontiformes; Poeciliidae
Gene: tub
Product: TUB bipartite transcription factor
Exons: 11
Biological process (GO): protein localization to cilium
Cellular component (GO): cilium
Source: RefSeq, a predicted model, not a curated record